CCUCCACCUACAAGUGUCGCACAUCCAAACCAGGCAACUUCACCAUGGGCGCCCCUUUCGAUUAUGCGCCGGACAGGCCGGAGCACAUCGAGCAAAUCCUCAACGGACUCGACCGGUACAACCCGGAGACCACGGCUGUCUUCCAGGACUAUGUCAUGCAGCAGUGCGAGAACCAAACGUACGACUGCUACGCCAACCUCGCGCUGUUGAAGCUCUACCAGUUCAACCCGCACCUCGCCCGUGACGAGACCAUCACCAACAUCCUCGUCAAGGCCCUCACCGUCUUCCCGAACCCCGACUUCUCGCUCUGCCUCGCCCUCCUCCCCAGCCACACACUCGCACCUCUCUCGACAUCAUCACACACACCGGCCGCUGGUGAUGCACCGCUCUCCGAGGCCGUGCAGAAGCUGAACCACCUCAAGAACCUGCUUGAAGGUGCGAACUACGCCGAAUUCUGGUCAACGCUAGACUCGGAUGACCUGUACGCUGAUCUCGUGGCCGAUGUCUCUGGCUUCGAGGAGCUGAUGCGCGUGCGCAUUGCUGCGACAGUAAGCCAAUCAAUACGGGAAGUUGAGAAGAGUAUCUUGGAGGGCUGGCUGGACCUGUCCGGCAAGGAGUUUGACCACUUUGUCGGAACCGUGUGCGGAUGGAACGUCGACGGCGAGAGGAUUAAGGUGCCUAUCAACAAGGACAACGAGGCCAAGGGCACCGUUGUGAGGGAGAACGUCAAGUUCGAUCAGUUCUCAAGAGUUGUUAGGAGGGCAUUCGAGCAGCCUGCUUAAGUGAUACCAUGCGAAUGAGAUACGAGGGCGGCACGACCGGAAUAGGGCGGAAAUAAGGCGUUUGAGAGGACCAGGAACCUGCAUAAGAGGCAUGCUUGUAUUGACGUGCUAAAACUUCACGACUAGAUGACACGAAUCAUCAGAUUUUUCAAUGUUCACCAACGUUUCCUCCAUACGAGACCAGUGUUGUUGACAUGUGCGCAUUCCUAGACGAUGUCCGUAUGUCUUCCCAGAUUACUACUUUGACGAUAAAGCUUGCGGAACGAGGACUGCGCGUCAUAUCGGCUUCAGGACAGUGCUUAGCAGACCAUAAUCCAACGUGAAGUAUCUGCC
Messenger RNA from Paraphaeosphaeria sporulosa, 1115 nucleotides. Its product is annotated as ARM repeat-containing protein. The record is from RefSeq and is a predicted model, not a curated record. Gene Ontology annotation, biological process: regulation of translational initiation. Bases 45 to 782 code for a protein of 245 amino acids. NCBI's taxonomy places the organism in Eukaryota, Fungi, Ascomycota, Dothideomycetes, Pleosporales, Didymosphaeriaceae. Gene Ontology annotation, molecular function: ribosome binding; translation initiation factor activity. The transcript is spliced from 3 exons. Gene Ontology annotation, cellular component: eukaryotic translation initiation factor 3 complex; cytoplasm.